CACUCCUCUCCCUCGUCGCCCUCCUCGCCUUUCUCGUUCUCUUCGCCAGCCUUCGACACGGUCAUGUCCGACGCACUCAUGCUCAGUCUGCUCGCCGACCUCAUAUUGGACGAGACCUCGUUCAAGUCUCGCCCCGUCCACCGUUUUUCAGCGCCAGCCCAGACGCCCGCACCACUCUCGAAGGCACGCAACCGGCGUCUCCAACCAGUCACCGCCUCAGCCGAGCUGCCAAGCCUUCUGGCCGCCAAACCGGCUGGACCGACCGGUCACGGACUCGGUCUCGGAGCAGCUAUGCCAAGUAAGGAUCAUGCCAUUGUUGGUGUUAGUCCUAGUGCUAUUGCCAAUGCCCAAUUCGGUGUCAGUGUUGGUGCCAGUGCCAGUGCUAGUGCCAGGUUUAGGGUCAGCGCCUCCCAACCUGCGGGACUCGAACCAUGGACUCGAGGCUUCACCGGCCACAAGCGUCAACUUGCGCGUGGAAACGCGCUACAAACCGGUGCUCGUUCAGACUGGCAACGCUGGCAGACACAACCGCCUAGGCCUGCAGGCGUCUGCCGCGAUGCGCUCACGGUUCGAGUCCCGCCGGCCGAGUCGAACCAGCAACCCGGUCCCUCUGUCGGGUCGUGUGCCUUGGCCGACUCGAGCCCCAAUCCUGGCACACGCUGGCCCGGCCUGACUGGCCACUCCAGCCUCCAUUUGGUGACAACCUUUGGAGGCAUCCAACCGCGUGGCAACGCUCAAUCCUCAAACAAACAUUGUCUUUUCCCCUUUCUAGACGUCCACUUGGCGCGCAGCAACAAUGUCAACCCGGUUCUUGAGACCAUCGACUACUGGAUUGACAGGUCAGCCGUUCUUCAAGUCUAUCCCAACACCGUUUGCUCUAUUCGCAUUAGCACAGCCUAG
Protopolystoma xenopodis is the source of this 900-nucleotide messenger RNA. NCBI's taxonomy places the organism in Eukaryota, Metazoa, Platyhelminthes, Monogenea, Polystomatidea, Polystomatidae. The record is from the annotation of a GenBank genome assembly.